Molecule: messenger RNA, 1377 nt
Organism: Penicillium macrosclerotiorum
Lineage: Eukaryota; Fungi; Ascomycota; Eurotiomycetes; Eurotiales; Aspergillaceae
Product: DUF1776 domain-containing protein
Exons: 4
Coding region: 1-1377 (458 amino acids)
Source: RefSeq, a predicted model, not a curated record
AUGACAAGCGACGACCAGUUCUUUUUUGAUUAUCUUGCGUCCAUCCCUCAUGACGUAAGGCGAUACUCGUCGCAGGUCGCCGACUCAAUCGAUCGCCAGUUUGACUAUGCAGCAGCGACGCUGCGAGACACACUUGCACAACAGUCAUGGCUCCCGUCAUCUGUUCGCCCGCGUGUUCGGAAUGUGCCCUCUUCGCCCCGUGGACUGACCGACCAGGUCCAAGACUGGGUUGCUCGGAACCGAGCCCUCACCGCAGCCAUCCUCGCUUUUGUUGGGACUGGAUGUGCCCUGCUUUACGGAAAUAAGAAACUCAAUAGCAAGAGACGGAAGGCUCGGAAGGCCGGCAACGGAGCACGGAAAGAAAUCGUUGUUGUUGCCGGAUCUCCGCAUGAACCGAUGACACGGGCUAUUGCAACUGACCUGGAGCGCCGAGGAUACAUUGUCUACGUGACUGUUUCAUCUGCGGACGAGGAACAUAUUAUUCAAUCGGAGCGCCGGGCUGAUAUCAAAGCCCUGUGGCUGGAUUUGACCACGACCUCAUCAAACCCCUCGGAGAUUCACCCAUCAUUGCAUGAAAUCCGUACCCUGAUCACCCAGCCCCAACAGCCCCUUCCAGGGAUGCCACCUCAUACUUGCCAGCUCAGCGGUGUCGUGAUUGUACCGUCGCCGAAAUAUGCAGCCGGACCUGUUGCCACUAUCUCACCUUCCUCCUGGGCUGACACCAUCAACACCCGUCUCCUGUCGCCUAUUCUCACAGCACAAGUCUUCUUACCUCUGCUGACCCUGCGCAGCAACAGCAGCUCCCUCAUCUUCGCCUACCCGUCAAUCUCCUCGUCCCUGUCUGCCCCCUUUGCCGGGCCAGAAGUAACCACCAGCCGAGCCAUUGCCGGCUUUGCGGCUUCUCUGCGCCAAGAGCUACGGCUACUCGAUCAGGGCAAUGUCGACGUUGUAGAACUGCGACUUGGUAACAUCGACCUCGGCCCGUCGUACCGCAACGCCCAGAGCCAAAUCGCUGGCACCGAGGUCCUGGCGUGGAGUGCUCAGCAACGGGCCCUUUAUGGUCAGCAAUAUCUUCACAGCGUCGAUCAGCGGCCCGUUGCGUCGGCAGGCCCCGCCGCGGUGCGAGGAUCUCCUGCACGCGCCUUUCACCACGCCAUCCUGGACGCCUUGGAGCCUCCCUCCCGAGACAUAUUCGGACGUCGGGUACACAAGAAACCGGUCCUGUAUGUCGGCCGGGGCGCUCGGUCGUACCGUGUGAUUGGGGACUGGGUACCCAGCGGGCUGGUUGGCCUGAUGAUGGGGUACCGCGGUGGCCAGUCGUCCGGAACGGGCAGUCCCAGCAGCGGGAGCGAAAGUGGCAAUUGGGAACGUGUCUAG